CAUUCGGCGGUGAUCCUUCCAGAGUUACUAUAUUUGGUGAGAGUGCUGGCGCCGGAAGUACGCAUAUUCACACCAUAUCUCCUCUAAGUAAAGGAUUGUUUAAGAGAGCUAUUAUGCAGAGUGGUGCUGCAACCAUAGAUGGAAUGUGGCAAUAUAAUAAAACGUUGUCUAACCUGAUUGCCCAUGGUGUUGGCAAAAUUGUUGGAUGUGACAAGGAUACUUCCAAGGAUUUAAUUGACUGUAUUCGUAAUGUACCAGCUGACCAGUUAAGAAAUAUAUCAGAUCCAUCAAAUGGUUUACUCGCAGAUGCACUUGAAAUGCCUGGAGUUCAACUUGCCUUUCUUCCUACAAUUGAUGGAUUUUUAAUUAAGGAGGAUCCCAUGGAUACCUUUUUUAAAACUAAAACAUUCAAUGAUGUGGAUGUGAUGUUUGGCACAGUCUCUGAUGAAGGAAUGAUCUUCCUUUUUUCCCUUUUUUCUGAUGCAGAAAAUGAAGGUCCUCUGAUAUUAAACAAGACUACAUACGAUGCAAUGUAUCCCAAUUUUCUUUUUACUAUACAGCCAAAUGAAGCAGUGUUAGAUACAAUUAAACUACUGUACGUUGACUGGGCUCAUGUUGAUGAAGAAAACGCCAAUUAUUUAGAUGCAUUAAGCCAGAUGGCAAGCGAUAUCUUCUUUGUAUGUCCCAUAAACCGUGCAGCACGUGCUAGUGCUGAAGCCGGACUCAAUACAUACGUAUAUCAAAUGACACAUGUACCUGCAAUGACAAUAUGGCCUUUGAAAACUGACACAGCCGUGCAUGGUGAUGAACUAGGAUUUGUUUUUGGUUAUCACAUGCUUUCCGAGAAACAGAUGGCGCUUGGCGGUGAUAACACAACCAUGUUUAAAUGGACUACAAGUGAAGUAGAUGCCGAGCUGUCUUUACAAAUCAUGAAAUACUGGACUAAUUUUGCUAAAACUGGUAAUCCUAAUCUCAGUUCACUGAGUGACGAAUCAAAUGACGAUGACUGGCCAAUGUUCACCAUACCUGGUUUAGCAUAUAGAGAGUUAUCACCAUCCAUGGUGAAUCGUUAUGCAUUAAAGGCGAGAGAAUGUGUAUUCUGGGAUGAAUUUGUACCAAAACUUCUGCAGCCUUCUGGUGAGUCAUGUGACAAGAAAGAGGAGUCUAAAUACUCCGAAGAAGUCAACCAACCGUGAUUGUACAGUAAAAGACAAAAAUGAAUGUUAAGACCUCAUUGAGAUUGAGAGAGCUUUGUUUUUGUCUGGAAUAGUGUUUUCCUCGUCAUCAUGUCUACUGUUACUAUGGUUACAUACAUUGUCGAUCAGUGGAGAAUGAAACACUAUCACAGGAGUUACAACAAGUCUCCUUGCUUUCUUGCUUUCAACAUGAUCUUAACAACCAUUCAUUUCAAAGGUCAAAGGUGACAACAAUGAAUGAACAUACCAAUUAUAGUGAUAUGAUAUCUGCUGUUAGAAUGUGAUCUGUGAUCUGUAUACAGGUGCAGUCU
Molecule: messenger RNA, 1507 nt
Organism: Saccoglossus kowalevskii
Lineage: Eukaryota; Metazoa; Hemichordata; Enteropneusta; Harrimaniidae
Product: acetylcholinesterase-like
Biological process (GO): choline metabolic process; acetylcholine catabolic process
Cellular component (GO): plasma membrane
Molecular function (GO): acetylcholinesterase activity
Source: RefSeq, a predicted model, not a curated record